UAAAUCGGACUAGUAUUAAAUGAUAUCUACUAACAGCAGAGUCAACGUUAUCAACAAGAUCCUCCUUUUUUUCUUUAUACGACUUUAAAUUUUGUACAUUUUUUUGAAAAUGAAACAAAUUAUCUUUGUUUGCCUACUGGCAUUUGCAACCUUUGCAAACUGUGCUAAAUUUCUCAAAGAAAAACCGGAUUUUUUGACGCAGUGUUUAUUAGCGGAUCCAAAUUUUACCAAAUGUUUUUCAAAAAAUUUUCAAGGACUUUUUCGUAAUUGGAAAGAUGGUGUUCCUGGUUUAAAAUCGAUUGGAGCCUUAGAUCCUCUUCUUGUUAAGAAAAUCACAAUCGAGCACAAUCAGUCGCCAUUAAUGCUUAAUGCUGUUUUAAGCAAUAUUGCUAUAACUGGUCUAGGUACUGUGGAAAUUGUAGAUACCUCAUUGGAUCUUGAUAAGUUAUUUGCAACAGCUACAUUAGUUGUACCAAAAUUCACCAUGGAUUCGGAUUACAAUGCUAAGGGUAGAAUUCUUGGAUUAGUAUUGAACUCCAGUGGAAAAUUGAAAUUAAGUGCAGAAAAAUUUGUGGUUCAGACCAAAAUUCAGAUUAAACUUCGUGACGAAGGCGGUUUUACAUUCACCGACAUCGAGAAAUUACAUUUGGAUAUUAAAAGCAUUGACAGUUUCAACAUUUUCUUGGGAAAUCUUUUCAACGGCCAAAAAGAAUUGGAGGAUAGUGCGAAUGCCCUUUUCAAUGAGAACUGGCGGGAGUUGUACCAGAUUUUAAAACCAGCCAUAAGGCGUUCUAUUGAAACAGUAAUGGAAGAUCGUCUUUCAAAGGUGUAUUCCUAUGUUCCAGCCACUUUCCUUGUCAAAGAUAUACCAUCAGCCGCUGCCCAUGGAUAAUCUGUUAUAUAAGUUAUUGGCUAAUUAAACCAAAUAAAAAUAUAAAUAUGUAA
Messenger RNA from Musca domestica (house fly), 945 nucleotides. RefSeq names its product circadian clock-controlled protein daywake. The coding region runs from base 110 to 892 and encodes 260 amino acids. The transcript is spliced from 5 exons. Lineage: Eukaryota; Metazoa; Arthropoda; Insecta; Diptera; Muscidae. The record is from RefSeq and is a predicted model, not a curated record.